AGAAAACGGGAAGUUCAGUCCGUUGAGGCUUAGAUUCCUCAGAGUCACUCGAAGACUCCUCGUAGGAAGUCGGCACUCACGCUCUCCUGACAAAACCGCCCGUUUUUGCAGUAUAUUCUGUCUCCCUCUUUGUGCAAAAGGGAUAGUGAGGGCCUUCUUACGAUCUUUCCAUCUGUUACAUUCUCCGAUAUCCUGACACCUCGGGUAAUCAGCUGCCGUGGCACGACCAACGAUGAAUUACAUUCAGUUAGAGAAACUUGGCGAGGGUACAUACGCCACCGUGUACAAAGGUCGUUCACGAACGACCAAUGAGAUCGUUGCGCUCAAGGAGAUACAUCUCGAUGCAGAGGAGGGAACACCGUCCACUGCCAUCCGUGAGAUUUCCCUCAUGAAAGAACUCAAGCAUGUCAACAUCGUCCGCCUCCACGAUGUCAUACACACGGAGACAAAACUUGUCCUUAUCUUCGAAUACUGUGACCAAGAUCUCAAGAAGUAUAUGGACCAGCACGGCGAUCGCGGAGCGCUUGACCCUAUGACCGUGCGAAGUUUCAUGUACCAGCUCCUCAAGGGCACAUCAUUUUGCCACGAGAACAGGGUACUGCAUCGGGACCUGAAGCCUCAGAACCUUCUUAUCAAUCGCAAGGGCGAGCUCAAACUCGGUGACUUUGGUCUAGCACGCGCAUUUGGCGUGCCAGUGAACACAUUUUCCAACGAGGUCGUCACACUAUGGUAUCGUGCACCAGAUGUACUUCUUGGAUCGCGCACGUACAACACGUCGAUUGAUGUUUGGUCGUGCGGUUGCAUCUUCGCGGAGAUGAUCUCUGGAGUGCCUCUUUUCCGCGGCCGUGAUAACCAAGAUCAGUUACUUCAUAUCAUGCGCAUUGUCGGCACGCCGGAUGAUCGAGUUCUGAGGAAGAUAGCGACUGAAUCGCCCGAAAUUACCCUAAAGCAAUACCCAAGAUACCCAAAGAUCUCAUUUGCCCAAGUGCUUCCCAAGGCCUCUCCACAAGCCCUCGACUUACUUGAACGCCUACUCCAAUUUGAUCCUGCCAAGCGUAUGACGGCCACUGAAGCCCUUUCGCACCCCUACUUUACAUCCACCGUGGCCCCUACCUACGGCCCGAGUUCAACUCCAGGGUCGAUGGCACCCCCUCAAUUCAAUUUUCCUCACCCUCAUCCUCACGCACAGCAACAGCAACAACAGCAACAGCAGCAACAGCAGACUCAACAGCAGCAACCUCACAAUCCAAUCCCUCCACCAGGGUCGUCUCAAAUCUCUAUAACGCCGUCGUCAGUUUACCCACACGGUCAGCAGCCCAUGUACAGCACUCAGGACGCUGCAAGGAUGCAGGCGCAAGUUCAAGCCCAAGCGCAGGCGCAGGCAAUAGCACAGGCUCAGGCUCAGGCUCAGGCACAUGCCCACGCACAAGCACAAGCACAAGUUCAUAUGAAUCAACAGGUCGCGCCUGGAUACCCUGGAGGGUUUCCUGCGCAGUAUCAGCAACAUCCACGAUAGUUCAUUCUAACUCAUGGAAUGGUCUAGAAAAUUUUGAUAAUUGAGGUUUCGCCCCUUUUUCUUGGGCUUUGUUCCUGUUUUAUAUAUCAUGACCCCGGGGACGGAAGAAUGUUGUAAUCACUAGUCUUGUAACACGGAUGUGGCACCUGUUUUCACGUUUCGUUCACGGAGGAGUUAACGUUUGGCGGUUGAAAUAGAGGAGCAGUGGGCGAUGUGACUCCACAAGGAGAGGUUCCAAAUGAGAGUUGCCCUUUGUAAUUCAAACACCCUUGUCUCUGGAGGAUCAUCAUCUGAGUACCAGGCAGAGGAUAGCCCCAAAAAUCGACCACACGCGACAUUCUAUGAAAGGGCUUUGAGCUCAUUUUGUUUCCGGGG
This is a messenger RNA of Suillus clintonianus, 1891 nucleotides long. RefSeq names its product Pkinase-domain-containing protein. Gene Ontology annotation, cellular component: nucleus; cytoplasm. The record is from RefSeq and is a predicted model, not a curated record. Bases 233 to 1516 code for a protein of 427 amino acids. Gene Ontology annotation, biological process: protein phosphorylation. Gene Ontology annotation, molecular function: ATP binding; cyclin-dependent protein serine/threonine kinase activity. NCBI's taxonomy places the organism in Eukaryota, Fungi, Basidiomycota, Agaricomycetes, Boletales, Suillaceae. The transcript is spliced from 7 exons.